GGAAAAAGGAAAAAAAUUAAAAUUAGGGUGCAGUGAAAUAUCACACUCUCUCUCUAUACCAUGAUCAUGAUAGUUGCUAAGACCUAGGCUAUUGUACGCUGGUGGCGAAGAAAGAAUUCCCCCAUUAUUGCUCUUUCUCCCUUUUUCUAUUUUAUUCUUUCUCGUUGACCCCCCCAACUCUUUUCCUUUACUAUUUCUUUACCCUUUUCUUUCUCUACUCAUACACACGAUUAAAUACACACUUGUAAUUGUGUGUGUGUGUGUGACUCUGUUUGUCUUUUGUUUGUGUAGCCAUUUUAGUUCAGACAUUAACCCGGGUUUUAAACGUCACCACAUUCCUUUUACUACGUCAGAAUUCCAUCUCCACUAAAGAAAUAAAGAGAGAGAGAGAGAGAGAGAGAGCCACUACUUCUUUUAAUCUUUGCUUUUACCCCCUCUGGUUCUGAAAAUUGUACUUUUUCCAUCCCAUCUUUGCUACCCAGAUCCCAAUCUUUUUAUUAUUAAAGAGACCAUUUUGUUGGAAACAAAGAAAUGGGUUGUGCAGAGAACAGAGUUUCUUGAACAUUAGUAUAAGUAUGAAGAGUUUGAGGCAAUGGGCAGAGCUUUCGUCAGGAAAUGAAGGAAAGGCAGAGGUGGCGGCCUGAAGAGGAUGCACUACUCCGAUCGUACGUCAAACAAUAUGGCCCGCGUGACUGGCACCUCGUUUCCGACCGCAUGAACAAACCCCUCGAUCGAGACUCCAAAUCCUGUCUAGAAAGGUGGGAAAACUACCUCAAGCCCGGGAUCAAGAAAGGCUCCCUCACCGAAGAAGAGCAGUUCCACGUCAUCCAACUCCAAGCCAAGCACGGUAACAAAUGGAAGAAAAUCGCCGCUGAAGUCCCCGGCAGAACCGCCAAGAGACUCGGCAAGUGGUGGGAAGUUUUCAAAGAGAAACAGCUGCGCGAACACAAAGAGAGCAACAGACAGAUCGAGCCCAUCGACGAGGGCAAAUACAAUCACAUUUUGGAAACAUUCGCCGAGAAGCUGAUAACAAUGCCUACUUCGAACGGAAAUUUUAUUCACAACAAUAAUAAUAAUAAUAAUCAAAUCGCACCGCCGCCUCCUUCAGCUCUUCCUCCAUGGCUGGCGGCCGGUUCAAGCACGACCGUGACUGUGAGGCAGCCACCGUCACCGUCGGUGACUUUAAGCCUUUCGCCUGUGGGACCCGCAAUCCCGUGGCUACAAAGUACUACCGAUCAUAAUAAUAAUAAUACUAAUAAUAAUACGGUGGCUUCUGAACUUGUGGAUUGCUGUAGAGAAUUGGAGGAAGGGCACCGUGCGUUGGCUUCGCACAGGAAAGAAGCUGCGUGGAGAUUGAAGAGAGUGGAGCUCCAGCUGGAAUCGGAGAAAGCUUGUCGGAGGAGAGAGAAAAUGGAGGAGAUUGAAGCGAAAGUGCAUGCUCUUAGGGAAGAGCAGAAGGCUACGCUCGACCGAAUCGAAGCCGAGUAUAGAGAACAGCUGGCGGGGUUGAGAAGAGAGGCUGAGGUGAAAGAGCAGAAACUGGCUGAGCAAUGGGCUGCUAAACACUUGCGUUUGACUAAGUUUCUCGAGCAGAUGGGGUGUCGUUCGAUGGGAGGCGAUCACCCCCCUAAUGCCCGAUGAACGCCACGUCUUCGGAUAUCGUGCUGUCUCGUGUUAUAUCUUUUCUUCUUUAAGGAUUUGUUGAAUAACUUUUUUUUUGGUUCGUGCUUAUGUGGAACUGGUACUCUUUCCGUUGACUUGGGUGCGUUAAUGGUGAAAUGUUCUCUGUACUUUGUUGAAGAUUAGUGUUUUAUUAAGUGAUGGUCUAAGAGAUCAAGAAGUGAUCAAUAUAUUUGUGGUUUGCAUGUUGUUAUAUGAAUUUAUAUAUUGUUUGUU
This is a messenger RNA of Erythranthe guttata (spotted monkey flower), 1896 nucleotides long. RefSeq names its product myb-like HTH transcriptional regulator family protein (gene AS1). The record is from RefSeq and is a predicted model, not a curated record. NCBI's taxonomy places the organism in Eukaryota, Viridiplantae, Streptophyta, Magnoliopsida, Lamiales, Phrymaceae.